AUGGUGAGGGGCAAAUUCUGGCCAUUCACAGGAGCCCGGUCGUCGAGCCGUCAGCUGCCGAACGCCAUCAGAGUUCGUGCUAUCCCUGUUGCGACGUCCCAAGAAACGUGGGAAACACCGAGAGAAUACCGAGUAGGGGCUGCGGAACGUCCUCGGAACCCCCAAGGCUACGUAGAUCGGACAUGCUUCCUGGCACAUCUCUUUUUCCACCAUGAGACCCUGUCAUUGCAUAGACUGUCCCCAUCGUUGACAAGAACGCCGGGCCAAAUCCUCUUUCUCGGGCACGGUAUUCACAUCUGGCUCAAGUCUUGUUCGUAUUGGCUCAGUGCUUACCGCACAUCGAGUCACAAAGACGCAAAGCGACCCUCCAAGGGUGGUAUUCUUACACGCCACGUGCGCAGCCGAGGAGCCUAG
Molecule: messenger RNA, 414 nt
Organism: Verticillium dahliae VdLs.17
Lineage: Eukaryota; Fungi; Ascomycota; Sordariomycetes; Glomerellales; Plectosphaerellaceae
Exons: 2
Coding region: 1-414 (137 amino acids)
Source: RefSeq, a predicted model, not a curated record